Paramuricea clavata is the source of this 1741-nucleotide messenger RNA. Lineage: Eukaryota; Metazoa; Cnidaria; Anthozoa; Malacalcyonacea; Plexauridae. The record is from the annotation of a GenBank genome assembly.
AUGUUCAGCAAAAUUUUACUCGUUUUGGGAGUUGUGUUGGUUAUCUCAGCUUUAGGUAAGAAAACUGAUUUACAAAUUUUCAGUGAUCGAAUCACAAUGCCUGAUUAUGCCCUUGCCAGCAAUAUGCAGUUAUCAGAAAAGAUGUGGGAAGCUAUAUCUUUCAAGUUACUAAUGUAAUUGCUUGAUGAUGUGGCUAUUCAGUUAAACACGUCGCAUAUCCACAGAUUUUGACAGACAUCAAAAUCUCAUCUCAUCAUACAUAUUUUGACUUUAAAAUUGCAGAUUGAAUACAAAAGUACUAUAUCGAGUUCUAGUCUUCAGAUCAGCGAGAUGACCGCUGCCAGGUCUCUAGACUAAAACAGUUUAAACUGACAGAGAUAAGACAAGAUACCAGUUGCACUGCUGGGCCAGAUCCAGGGCCUUUUUUUACAUACAAGCUGGGGGGGAGGGCAAAUGCCCCCCCCCAGUUCCCCCUUGUGCCCCCCCCCCACGAAAUCACAUUUUGCCCCCCCCCCCAGGAAAAGUCCCUUUUCCCUAAAAUUAUAGAAACAAACCAGCGAAGAUUAACGAAUGCAUAAACGGAAAGUAAGUUUUAGGCUUUAUCCUUUGUCCUUGUUUAACAAAAUCGAUUUAAAUUGUUACUUUUUUCUACCACUAGCUAAGUAAUGAUAAAUUAUUGUUAAUAAUUUUUUAUUUUUUGGAUGCUCAGAAUGCAGGAAAUAGUAUUUCCGGGUUUCAAAUUUCAAAAAUUUUCUGGGGAUUAUCCCUCUAAUAAGUAAUGAUAAAUUACAGUUAAUAUUCUUUUUUACUUUUUGUUUAUUUUUUCCAUCUUUUAUUUCAAAUACAAGUAUAGUUAGCAUAAAUUUUAGAGCAAAUUUGGAUGCUCAGAAUGCAGGAAAUGGCAUUUCCGUGCUUCAAAUUUCAAAACUUUUCUGGGGGAGUACAUCCCCACACACCUGACCAUUGCCAUCCUCCUCUAAUAAGUAACGAUAAAUGAUGGUUAACUUUUUUUUACUUUUUGUGCGUUUUUUCCUUUAUUUAUUUCAAAUACAAGUAUAGUUAGCAUAAAUUUUGGAGCAAAUUUGGAUGCUCAGAAUGCCGGAAAUGACAUUUCCAGGAUUCAAAUUUCAAAAGUUUCCCCCCAUUCAUGCGUGGUAUAUUGACCACACACGUAGCCUUCAGCCAUUGCUAUCCCCCUCAAAUAUAUUAUCUCACAGAAAAGUCCCUUUUCAAAAAAUGCCCCCCUACGGGAAAAUCCUUAAAAAAGGCCCUGGCCAGAUCUGGCUGUUGGGGGUAUGACAGGACAGUUUCCAACUAAUGAUCUACUGCAUUUCUUCUUUGUUUUGUUUUAGGGAGUGCUCUGGAAUGCAAUGUUUGUGACUACUGGACAUCGCAGCCAAAAGAACAACAAAAAUGUACUAGCCGCACAGUUACCUGUUCAUUCGGAUUCGAUUAUUGUUACACAUUAUCUGGUACCUACCAAAACGGCACAGACGUCGUUGAAAGAAGCUGCAGUGGCAACAGUGUUGCUUGCCACAAUACUGAAGCAACGUGUUUCAUUUUAGCCAUAAAAUAUGGUCUGAAAUCGUGUGCUUUUGAAUGUUGUAAUACCGAUAACUGCAACAAUUAUACCCCCAGCAGGGAAACUGGUAUCAAUUAUACCCCCAGCAGUGCAACUGGUGUCAUGAUGACCAAGUUUACUCUUUCCAUGAUGGUGAUUGUUGGUUUGAUUUUUGCUUGA